AUGGGGUUAGUGAGCACAGCUUUUAAACCUGAAGAUAUGCUGAAGUUGCGAUAUGGUAACUUGGGGAUCGGACACACGCGCUAUUCCACCACGGGAAUGUCAGAACUGCAGAACUGCCAGCCCUUUGUGGUGGACACUCUGCAUGGCAAGAUUGCGGUAGCACACAAUGGAGAACUCGUCAACGCUGCUGCGCUGCGCAAAAAGGCAGGCCCUUAUUUCUUUAGCAACUGUGGUGGAUUACAUGAUUCGGACAGCGAGCUCAUCACUCAGCUCCUUUGUCUGACUCCGCCCAUGGAGGAGGUCGACAAUCCUGAUUGGGUAGCACGCAUUAAGAAAUUGAUGAUCGAGACACCAACGGCGUACUCCCUGCUGAUUAUGCACAAAGACGUCAUCUACGCUGUGCGGGACCCGUACGGCAACAGGCCGCUGUCUAUCGGACGACUGGUGCCCAUUUCCAAACUACACAGCUCUGGAGGUGGAGAAGGAGACACAGAAGGCUGGGUCGUCUCCUCGGAGUCCUGCAGCUUCCAGUCCAUUGGAGCCAAGUAUUACCGUGAAGUCCAACCUGGAGAAAUCGUGCAGAUCUCCAAACAUGGGGUCAAGAGCCUGAAUGUAAUCCCCCGUCCCGAGGGAGAUCCUCCAGCCUUCUGUAUAUUUGAGUAUGUCUACUUCGCCAGGCCAGACUCCAUAUUUGAAGGUCAGAUGGUUUAUACAGUCAGGCAGCGCUGUGGACGCCAGCUGGCCAUCGAGGCCCCGACUGAUGCCGACGUGGUCAGUACAGUGCCCGAGUCUGCUACUCCAGCUGCUUUAGGAUACGCACAAGUGUCAGGCCUGCCCUAUGUGGAAGUCCUGUGUAAAAACCGCUACGUCGGAAGGACGUUUAUUCAACCGAAUACUCGCCUACGACAGCUCGGGGUGGCUAAGAAAUUCGGGGCUCUGACCGACAACUUUUCCGGCAAACGAGUAGUUCUCAUCGAUGACUCUAUCGUGCGAGGCAACACUAUCUCGCCCAUCAUUAAACUGCUGAAAGAGGCCGGAGCAACAGAGGUCCACAUCCGUGUGGCGUCUCCUCCGAUUCGGUUCCCCUGCUACAUGGGCAUCAACAUUCCGACCAAAGAAGAGCUUAUUGCUAAUAAACCAGAGUUCAAGGACAUUGCGAACUAUAUUGGAGCCACCAGCGUGCGUUACCUGUCUGUCGAGGGUCUGGUGACUGCAGUACAGAGCGGCAUUGAGUUAUACGACAAGGAGCAGAUCAGCUCCAGCAGCAAGACCAGCACAAAACUGGGUCACUGUACAGCCUGCCUGACUGGUAAAUACCCCGUCGAGCUGGAGUGGUGA
Molecule: messenger RNA, 1338 nt
Organism: Hemibagrus wyckioides
Lineage: Eukaryota; Metazoa; Chordata; Actinopteri; Siluriformes; Bagridae
Gene: ppat
Product: phosphoribosyl pyrophosphate amidotransferase
Exons: 9
Coding region: 1-1338 (445 amino acids)
Biological process (GO): purine nucleobase biosynthetic process; purine nucleotide biosynthetic process
Molecular function (GO): amidophosphoribosyltransferase activity
Source: RefSeq, a predicted model, not a curated record